Fundulus heteroclitus (mummichog) is the source of this 3763-nucleotide messenger RNA. RefSeq names its product BCAR3 adaptor protein, NSP family member (gene bcar3). The record is from RefSeq and is a predicted model, not a curated record. Bases 265 to 3321 code for a protein of 1018 amino acids. Gene Ontology annotation, molecular function: guanyl-nucleotide exchange factor activity; phosphotyrosine residue binding. The transcript has 19 exons. Lineage: Eukaryota; Metazoa; Chordata; Actinopteri; Cyprinodontiformes; Fundulidae. Gene Ontology annotation, biological process: positive regulation of peptidyl-serine phosphorylation; small GTPase-mediated signal transduction.
GAAGGCAGACUGCCGCUCCUGUUUGGGACGAGGCUCUGGGUUUUGGUUCCGUCUGCAGACUUCAGCUGGCGGUGUGGACAGGAGCUCAUCCGCUGACUGAACUUUGCAGUGGCAGCGUUUAGAAACGGAGGGAUCAUAACCAGCAGCGCUGAGGCUCCUCCAGUCGGAUCAGCUCUGCAGACCGCUGUCAGGGUUCCAGCCGAGGGAGAAGUUUUAACGCUUUUAUGCAUCUUCCUGCUUUCCUGUCGGGUUUUAUGCAUCGCCAUGAAGCACCAGUCCAUUUCCCGGUGGCUGAGCCAACUUGGACUUCCUCAGUACUGCGUGGCGUUGGAACAGGAAUACGACGGUGUCGAGGAUCUGCUCCACCUCUCAGAGUAUGACCUCCUGGAGCUCGGCGUCCACAAUCACCUCCAUCGCCUGCACCUCCUGACUUCCCUGCACCUCCUCCAGGAGCGAGAGAAGAGGAGAGAGUUGAGGAUGAUGGCUGAGGGACGUUUUGCCAGUCUGCCCAGGUCCCUGCAUGCCCAUCAUCACACCUUGGGAGGAGGUUCUGUCCCCUCCACAGGGCCCAGCACUUCCCUCGGUGGCCCCAGCAAUGGCCUCUGCUCGCCCAAAAAGCCCACCAUCUCCAUGGAUCUCCACGGCUCCAAUCUCUACCUUCCUUCAGGGCAGGCCGGCAGCUUAUCUGAGAUUCCCUCUGCGGCCUACCAGCAAGUCUCCCUGCACGGGACGCUGCCUCGUCACAGAAGAGGAGGAACCAACGUGGGCCAGAGCAGCCACACGUGGGACCCGAAGACCAAUCAGGCGCCGCCGUUGCUUUCCGGGAACGCGUUACUGCCUUCGGGGCACGGCCUCCAGCCCGCCGCGUCCUCUCUGGGUCAGAAUAUCAGCGACGACGUCAAGAGUAGCAGAGAUCCUGUGGCUGCGCUGGAUGCUGCCGUCGACUACGUCAAGUUCUCCAGGGAUCAGUUUAUCCUGGACUGCUCCUUGGAGAAGCUCCGCAGGGAGCUGGAGGAGGAGCUGAAGAUGAACUGCGAGGAGCCCAGAAGUCACGCUUGGUACCACGGAGCCAUUCCCCGACAGGUCGCCGACAGCUUGGUGCAGCGUGACGGAGACUUCCUGGUGCGGGACUCCCUCUCCAGCCCGGGAAGCUUCGUUCUGACCUGCCAGUGGAGAAACGCCGCGCAGCACUUUAAAAUCAACAGGAAGGUAGUGAUACUGAAUGAAGCUUACUCCAGAGUUGAGUACCGGUUAGAUAAAGAAGGCUUUGACAGCGUUCCCGCUCUCGUCAGAUACUACGUCGGCAACAGGAAACCCGUCUCACAGGUGGUAGGCGCCAUCAUCUUCCAGCCCAUCAACAGAGCCUUCCCGCUGCGCUACUUGGAGGAAAAGUACGGGCUGUCCAGCAGCCACAAAGAGGCGGGGCUUAUGGCGCCGGAGAGGCGGGGCCAGAACCGCCUCAGCCUGAACAUCGCCAACGGACACGACGGCUCCCACAACGUCCACGACGGCCAGCAGUCGCAGGACAACGGCUUCGCCCGAGGCAGCCAGCUGAGGUUGAAGGAGCGCUGCGGCAGCCAGCCGGCGAGUCUCAAUCAGGUCCAGGAGAAGCGAUGUCCGCUGAAGGCGCACCAGUCAGAAAGCUUCCUUCCUCUGGGAAGCAAAGCGCAGCCGCAGCAAUCCCCCGACCCGCUGCUCCCCGGCACCGGCCCCAAGCUGCCGGUGUUUCGGACCGGCAGUGAGCCGGUGCUGAGCCCGUCGCUCCAACGCAGAUCUGCAGAACAGUUGGCAGGCCAGGCCAUCCGGGGCUCCGACAGCCAGCUGUGUCCCAAACCGCCUCCCAAACCCAGCAAAGUGGCCCUGGCUCGUCUGCCCCGCUCACCCUGCCCCAUGCCGCCCUGCGCCAACCUGGCCGCGCCUCCUCUGGGCUCCACAUCUGGGGAAAACCUGGCCUCUCCCUGGAGGAAUGGAGGCCCGCCCGUUCCUCCAGUGAAGCCCCACAAGUUUCGGCACUUUCCUCCCGCAGACUCCGGUUCUGCAGCUUCCCCUGUAGACGUCGUUCCGAGUCCCGAUUCAGAGGCGGCUCCAGGGAGGACGGACCGCCUCCAGCCAAGCCCCGCUGACCGGAGGUCCUGCAGCCCGCAGGGACCGGACUGGGAACGAGGAAAGUCCCAGAAGGCAGCGGUGUGCGGCUACGUGGAGAGGCUGACGGGCGACGGCGGGGACGAGGCGGAGGGACAGAAGGCGCUGGACAGGAGCUCCUACCAUCACGCCAUCGCAGCCUUGGAGAGCACGAGUGAGGAGGAGGAGGAGGAAGGGGAGGAAGGGGAUAUUCGGAGGAGGGAAAAGGCUAGAGGGGGUUUUCUGCAGCCGGUCAUGGAGACGGAAUCGACGUUCAGGCCGUCGGAGUUCGAGUCCCGUCUGCUGCCGCCUGAAAACAAACCGCUGGAGAUGGUUGUCCUGAAGAGGGCGAAGGAGCUGCUGCUGAGCCACAACCAUCAGAGUCUAGCCAGACACCUGCUGAUGGCCGACUGCCAGGUGGCGAGGAUCCUCGGCGUGACUCCGCAGCUCAAAGGUCGGAUGGGCGUUUCGUCCGGUCUGGAGCUGGUGACGCUGCCCCACGGCCGGCAGCUGAGGCUGGACCUGAUGGAAAGGCACCACACCAUGGCCAUAGGCGUCGCCGUGGACAUCCUGGGAUGCACGGGCACCGUGGAGGAGCGAGCGUCCACCUUGAAUCGCAUCAUCCUCGUGGCGAUGGAGCUGAAGGACGCGGUGGGCGAUCUGUUCGCGUUCGCCGCCCUCAUGAAGGCUCUGGACAUGCAGCAGAUCAGCCGCUUGGAGGAAACCUGGACGACUCUACGAAGGAACCACACGCAGACCGCCAUCAGCUACGAGAAAAUUCUCAAGCCUUUCUACAAGAGUCUGUAUGAAGGCGAAGCCUCCUCCCCUUCGGUGGUCUGCGUCCCUCUCCUCCUGCCUCUGCUCACCCUGAUGGAGCGGCCGUCAACAAAGCCCGAAGGCGUGGAGCUCUGGGAGAUCAGCGACCAGGGAUGCGACAUCAUGCUGCGCCACCUGGAGGCCGCACGCGACGUCGCCCACAACGCGCGGAACUACACGUCCAACGCGGAGCAGGUCCUGGAAGGGUUCCAGUGUGACGAAGAUCUGCUGGAGGUUUUCAAAACAGACUUCCAGCUGCGGCUGCUGUGGGGGAGCCGCGGAGCAGCCGUCAACCAAUCGGACCGCUACAACAAGUUCAACCUCAUCCUCACGGCGCUGUCCAGGAAGCUGGAGCCCACGACCAAAACACAAGCCGUGAUCUGACCCACUCUGCACAACGUGGGACUCGCAGCAACAUGCAGCAAAGUGACAAGUCAGCUGAGCAGAUCAGCAACCGUCCUGCAGCCACAGAACCUACUGAAACAAGCGGUAGCUGUUAAAUAGAUUUAGAGAAUAGGAAAAAUUCCUGCUUUUACAGCUAAGGGAGAACAGCUCAACCACUGAGCCACAAACAGCUCAAAAAAAAGAGUCGGCCUCUAUUUGUUGAUUUCCGUCGCUGUAAUCAGGUCAGUUUUAUUUCUAUAACCCAGUAUUAAAUAUUUACCACAGCAACUUUAAGUAGUCUGUGCGGCAUACAACUGAUAAAGACGGGGGGAAAAAAAUGUUUAAUACUAAAACAAUGAGGAUUUGUUGCAGAGCAACACGCUGAGCCAGAGACUGAUAGCAUCUUCAGAAAAGACCGCAGAGAUAGACACGACCGGACCAG